ACAAGGUUGACUACAACCAUGAGUGCUCAAGAGAAAGGGAAGUUCCCUGCACAAUCUCAGCCUAAUCCCCAAGGCCAAAACCACCAAUUUCAAAAUGUGGCAGGAGAUUCAAAUGUCAAGCAAGUCAAGGCUAUUACAACCUUGAGAAAUGGUAAGGUGAUUGGCAUUCCAGCUCAAGAGGUAGAAAAGAAUGGUAACACUUCUAAACCUCCUUCUGAAAAUGAGGCACAUGAUCCUUUGAAAUCUGAAAGUGUCCCAAGCACUACACUUGCACCUUUUCCUCAAAGGUUAGCCCCUUUGCACAAAGAUAAGCAUCACGCGGAAAUUCUUGAAAUUUUUAAGCAAGUUAGGAUUAAUAUACCAUUGUUAGAUGCUAUUCAACAGAUUCCUACCUAUGCUAAAUUUUUAAAGGAUUUAUGUACCGUAAAAAGAAAAUUGAAUGUGCAAAAGAAAGCUUUUCUUACUGAGCAGGUUAGUGCUAUUAUCCAAACCAACACUCCUCCCAAAUACAAGGAUCCAAGAUCUCCUACCAUAGCUUGCAUGAUAGGAAGCUCAAAAAUAGGCCAAGCAUUAUUAGACUUAGGUUCAAGUGUGAACUUAUUGCCUUAUAAUGUCUAUUAA
This is a messenger RNA of Carya illinoinensis, 621 nucleotides long. RefSeq lists its product as uncharacterized. The record is from RefSeq and is a predicted model, not a curated record. The transcript is spliced from 2 exons. The annotation marks the transcript as partial. NCBI's taxonomy places the organism in Eukaryota, Viridiplantae, Streptophyta, Magnoliopsida, Fagales, Juglandaceae.